Molecule: messenger RNA, 480 nt
Organism: Euleptes europaea (tarantolino)
Lineage: Eukaryota; Metazoa; Chordata; Lepidosauria; Squamata; Sphaerodactylidae
Product: nucleoplasmin-like
Exons: 2
Coding region: 1-480 (159 amino acids)
Biological process (GO): chromatin remodeling; positive regulation of DNA replication
Cellular component (GO): cytoplasm; nucleoplasm; nucleolus
Molecular function (GO): RNA binding; chromatin binding; histone binding
Source: RefSeq, a predicted model, not a curated record
AUGGUUGCCACUCUGACAUAUAAUUUUGCCUUGGCCUUGAGGACGAUCUGCCUAGGGGAAAAAGCCAAGGAUGAAUUUCAUGUUGUGGAGAUUGUACCCCAAAAGGACAGCAAGGAAUCUGCUCCGGUGCGCAUAGCAAACUUGAAACUUUCAGUUCUCCCAAUGGUCACCACACUAGGACUUGAUCUGAAUCCACCUGUCACAUUAAGACUAAGGUCAGGGAGUGGGCCGGUCUACCUUGCUGGGCAGCAUGUGUCAGCUGUCAACAACUGGAAUGAUAGUGAAGAGGAGGAGGAGGAGGAGGAGGAAGAGUCCCAGGAAGUUGAAGAGAUGGAGGGAUCUUCCAAGGAAGAGUCUCCAAUGAAGCCUACCAAGGCUACGGACUCCAAGCAUUCAGCUAUGCAGCCAAGAAGGAGUCAGAACUCCCUGCUCGGGAGCUAUCUCAGGCAAAAGGAGCCGGCAGAGGGAGGAAGCCAGUAG